AUGGGCGACCGCACUCUAUUCGUGCCUUCACAUGUGGGCGACAAUGUUUUGCCCAACCUUCCCUUUUUUCACAAGCUCUUGCGAUACGCGCAGCGCUCACCUCCACUUGUUGCAGUCCGCGACUUGAACGCCGGGAUCGAGAGAACCUACCACCACGUGCUCUCAGAUGUAGUGGCAGUUCGCAAUGAGUUGGAAAAGAAACUCAGUGCAAAAGUUCGUCAGGAUUUGGCUGAGGACAAAGAGGUGUAUAUUGGUUUGAUAGCGCCAGGUGGCUAUGAGUAUACCGUUGGCUUCAUUGCCAUCCUAGCUGUUGGCGCCGCAGUGGUGCCCAUGGCGACGACAUUGCCAGUCAGUGAAGCUUCGUACUUCUUGCUAAAGGCAAAAUGCGUAGCUCUAGUGGCUAGCACCACCUGCGAGACUCUAGGGCAGUCCGUGGUGCGCUCCAUGGGCGAGAAAAAUGGAGUACAUAUUCCCUGCUUCUCUCCGAUCGCAUCCUAUUUCCGUCCUACGCUUCUUCCAGUAUAUGAGGUUGUCAUCUCUUCUAACCGCAUCCCGGACAUGAAUGGCGCGAGCGUUGUUAUCUUCACCUCAGGCACGACUGGCCCACCUAAGGGCGCCGUCCACCGCCGUACGUAUGUCAGCGGCAACGCAGAGGCAGACGCAGCCCACUAUCGUAUAACGGAAAAAGACACCGUUCUCCACGUGGUUCCAGUUCAUCAUGCCACAGGUAUCGGGCUGACUUUCUUGCCUUUCAUCACGGCCGGUGCAUGCAUCGAGUUCCGCAGCGGUAGCUUCGACACGGCAUGGACGUGGGAGCGCUGGCGGAAGGGAGGCCUUACAUUCUUCUCUGGGGUUCCUACUAUCUACAUGCGUAUGCUGCGGUACUACGAAGAGAACAUCGCCAAUCAAGCUCCUGAGGUGCGGGAGCAGUACGACGCUGGUGCGCGGAAUAUUAGGGUUAUGCUUUGCGGAACAUCUGCGCUUCCAGCACCAGUCUUUGAGUUCUGGAGGCAAAUUCGAAAUGAUCCAAUUCUGACUCGGUAUGGUUCCACUGAGUUUGGGGCCGUCAUCAAGACACCUUUGAACCAUGAAGGCACGCCGCUGAAUAGCGUCGGCAUCGUCUCUGGGGCCGUUUCCCUCAAGCUCGAUGACGAGGGCCAAGUCCUCGUGAAGGGUCCGAAUAUGUUCGCUAAAUACCUUCAUGAUGAAAAGGCAACGAAAGAUGCGCACGAUGAGGAUGGCUACUUCAAGUCGGGAGACAUUGCGCGUCGUGAAGGGAAAUACUACUUUAUUCUGGGUCGCGCCUCACUUGAUAUCAUCAAGUCAGGUGGCUACAAAAUCUCUGCUCUUGACAUUGAGCGCGAGAUUCUGAGUUUGAACUAUGUCUCCGAAGUCAUGGUGGUUGGAGUCGAGGAUGAGGAAUUCGGACAGCGCGUUGCAGCCACUAUUAGUCUGAAGACGGAUCAUAAGACGACCCGCAAGACUCUGACUCUUUCAGAGCUCAGGGAGGAUCUUCGGGACAUAUUGGUUGGAUACAAGAUGCCAACUAUCCUGCGAGUGGUUGAGGGUGAAUUGCCCAAGUCGGGAACUGGAAAAGUGCAGAAGAAGAUCCUGGGUCCGCGGUUCUUCCCUCCAAAUUAUCGGGAGCUGCCUGAAGUACAGGUAUGGAGUAGGGAUAAGAAGAGUAAGUUGUAG
Penicillium lagena is the source of this 1695-nucleotide messenger RNA. RefSeq lists its product as uncharacterized. The record is from RefSeq and is a predicted model, not a curated record. The transcript is spliced from 3 exons. The coding region runs from base 1 to 1695 and encodes 564 amino acids. NCBI's taxonomy places the organism in Eukaryota, Fungi, Ascomycota, Eurotiomycetes, Eurotiales, Aspergillaceae. Gene Ontology annotation, molecular function: medium-chain fatty acid-CoA ligase activity. Gene Ontology annotation, biological process: fatty acid metabolic process.